AUGGUGAAAUUUUGUGGGCAUAUAUGGAUUGGUGGUGGUUGGGAUUUUCCUCCUAAAACUGAAGUACGUAAAAAGCAAUUAGAAAAAUUAAAACUUGAAAUUGAUAAACAACAAUUGAUUUUUACUAAACCAGUUUUAAAAUCCAAAGCAGCAACAAUUGCUUCAUUUCGAAUUAGUCAUGUUUUAGCUAAGAAUAAAAAAUCAUUUCAAACCGGUGAAAUAGUAAAACAAGCUUUUUUAGAAGGCACAGAUGCUUUAUUUGAAAACUUUAAAAAUAAAUCAGAAAUUUUUUUAGCUAUAAACGAUUUACAGUUAUCUCAUAAAACUGUGACAAGAAGAGUAGAAUCUAUAGGACAAAAUUUAGUUGAAUUAUUAAAACAAGACAUCAAAGAAUGUGUUUAUUUUUCACUUCAAUUCGAUGAAUCAACAGAGAUAACAGAUACCGCUCAACUAUCCAAUUCUAUACGUUCACGAAGCUUGCAAAGGCGACUUUUUACAAUUAGAAGAAAACGAUUCUCAGCAUUGUGA
This is a messenger RNA of Rhopalosiphum maidis (corn leaf aphid), 528 nucleotides long. Its product is annotated as zinc finger MYM-type protein 6-like. The record is from RefSeq and is a predicted model, not a curated record. The transcript is spliced from 3 exons. Lineage: Eukaryota; Metazoa; Arthropoda; Insecta; Hemiptera; Aphididae. Bases 1 to 528 code for a protein of 175 amino acids.